Molecule: messenger RNA, 1863 nt
Organism: Trichoplusia ni (cabbage looper)
Lineage: Eukaryota; Metazoa; Arthropoda; Insecta; Lepidoptera; Noctuidae
Gene: caz
Product: RNA-binding protein cabeza
Exons: 7
Coding region: 143-1483 (446 amino acids)
Biological process (GO): regulation of DNA-templated transcription
Cellular component (GO): nucleus
Molecular function (GO): RNA binding; transcription coregulator activity
Source: RefSeq, a predicted model, not a curated record
CGCGAUUCGGCGCGCCGGGCUGUGUCGGCCAUUACUUUGUGCUUUAUGAUGCUGUAGCGUGGCGUGGGUAUAUACCUUCAGUUCUUUUACUUAGUAUUUGAUCUGAACUGUGAGAAGUGUAAUAAAAUCAUUUGUGGAUAAAAUGGGUGACCCGGGUGAUUAUAGCAGUGGUUACUCAGCUCAAUAUUCCGUGCCACCUCCUGCUAUGGCUUCUGGUGACAAUAGUUACUCUGGUUCCGGACAAGGAUACCAAAGCAGUUAUUCUGCUGGCCAAAAUCAAGAUUGGAAUCAACAGAGCUCUGGCGGUGGUAACUCAUAUGGAGGUAGCCAACAAGGGGGCAAUUAUGGCCAGAGCUAUGAUUCGAACUAUGGCAGUAGUGGUUACGAUCGUAGCAACAGCAGUAAUUACAAUGUGAGUGGCGGCGAUCGUGGAAGCAGUUACUAUGGAGGUGGUGAUCGCGGCAGUUCCAACUACGGUGGAGACAGAGACCGUGGUGACAGACAAGGCUAUUCCGGCGGAGGCAACGGUGACCGGGGAGGGUAUGGAGGAGGUGAUAGAAGCUACAAUAGAGAUGGGGGUACGAGAGACGGGGGAUAUGGUGGCGGCGGCAGGGGGGGUGGUUAUAAUAAAGGUGGUGGCGGUGGAUUUGGUGGUGAUCGGGGAGGAGGCGAUAUGGUAACACAAGAAGACACCAUAUUUAUUCAAGGCAUGAACCCAUCAACAACGGAAGAUGAAUUAUGUCAACAUUUUGGAUCUAUUGGGAUAAUCAAGACGGAUAAGAAAACUCAAAGACCAAAGGUGUGGAUGUACAAAGAUAAAGUAUCCGGACAACCAAAAGGAGAAGCUACAGUCACUUAUGAGGAUUCUAAUGCUGCAUCUUCGGCAAUUCAAUGGUUUGACGGAAAAGAUUUCAAUGGAGCUACCAUCAAGGUUUCACUCGCACAACGCCAGAAUACUUGGGGUGGUAACAAAGGUGGUGGCGGUGGCGGCGGCUUCCGCGGAGGUCGUGGUGGCGGCGGCGGUGGCCGUGGCGGCGCUGGCGGCGGCGGACCUCGCGGAGGAGGCGGCGGAGGUGGAGCCAGUAGCGGAGGCGGCGGCGGCCCACCUUCAGGAAAUAGAGCUGGAGACUGGAGAUGCCCAAACCCCAGUUGUGGGAAUACUAACUUUUCGUGGAGAAAAGCAUGUAACAGGUGCAAUGAAGAGAAACCCGAAGGUGCUGGAGGUGGUGGCGGACCACCCUCUGGCGGAAACGGACGUGGUGGUGGCGGCGGCGGCCCGCCUGGCCGCGGUGGGCGCGGCGGCGGCGGCGGCAGAGGCGGUGGCGGCUGGGGAGGCGGCGGUCGCGGAGGCGAUCGUGGCGGAGAUCGCGGUGGUGACCGCCGCAGCUAUGGAAGCGGCGGCGGCAGCGGCGGCGGGGACCGCAGUGGGGGCGGCGCCAUGAGGGGAGAUGGCGGCAGCAGAGACCGUCAGAGACCAUACUAAGAAGACAUAGAAUAUUUCUUAAUAUUAUGUCGGUUGUGUAAUGAAGUGUUAUUUUGACUAAUGUUUACUGAUCUACACUCAUUCCGAGCUAAAUUUUUAAAUGAUUUAACGACGUUACAAAGUAUAAAGAUAAGAAGUUAUUGUCAAUUGUUCGUAAACAUACAGUAAAUUUGCAAUUUUAUGCAAAUAUUCUUAAACACAAGGCGUAUCAACAAAACAAUAUUAUUUUUCUCAAUGUAGCCCCUUAGUUGUUCAAAUAAAUCUCACUAAUUUCACAAUUGUGUUUUUAGGUAAGUCAGAAUUUACAGAUUAGUAAGAGGAUUAUUUUGACUGGUGGAUAAGAUUCUUUAUUAUUACGACGGUUAAGAUAUAUUACAAAA